Messenger RNA from Verruconis gallopava, 1401 nucleotides. Its product is annotated as acyl-CoA thioesterase II. NCBI's taxonomy places the organism in Eukaryota, Fungi, Ascomycota, Dothideomycetes, Venturiales, Sympoventuriaceae. The transcript is spliced from 3 exons. The record is from RefSeq and is a predicted model, not a curated record. Gene Ontology annotation, biological process: acyl-CoA metabolic process; fatty acid catabolic process. Gene Ontology annotation, cellular component: peroxisomal matrix. Bases 122 to 1219 code for a protein of 365 amino acids. Gene Ontology annotation, molecular function: fatty acyl-CoA hydrolase activity.
GCGGAACAUCAACCUUUCUAGAAAUCUGCUGAGCCCAGCUGGCAUGUAAAGCUGUCGCAAACCUUUUCGUGUCUUUCUUGUAUUCUCGACAAUUGAAAAUUGAUUUGGUCGAUCUUGGAAAAUGCCCGUCUUAUACGAGACGCGCCCCACACUGGUGCCUCCUCCGACGACCCCAGAACAUCGAGCGCCGAUAGAGAACAUCCUCGAGUUGACACACUUGAAGGAUAUAGAUCCGGAUCUGUAUACGAACACACGCCCGCUAUGGCAUCCUCCAGGAGCCCGAGGCAUCUACGGCGGUGCUGUGAUCGCACAGUGUCUAGCUGCAGGCCAGCACACAGUGGCGAAAAACUUCUAUGUGCAUUCGAUGCAUUGUUACUUCGUCAUGGCUGGUGAUGCGAAAAUGCCCAUAAUUUACCACGUCGAACACGUUCGCGAAGGGCGCUCAUUCGCGGUUAGGACCGUACAAGCAAGACAGCGAGGGAAAGUCAUAUUCACAACCACUAUGUCGUUUGUGAAGGAAGGCUCGGGCGGAAAAAAACUCGUCGAGCAUGCAUAUGACAUGCCUUUGGUACCUGGCCCAACUGAGGACCCCGAGGAUACUCGAUUACCUCAAGGAUCUCAAAGUCCAUUCAUAAGCCAACAAAUUGAUAUCUUCAACAAUGAUAGUCCCAAGCCGCACACAAAGAGGACAAGGCAGUGGAUCAAGGCGCGGGGCAAGAUCAGUGAGGCAGGCGGUCACGAAGCACAUCUCGCGGCCAUGGCGUACAUGAGCGAUAGCUACUUUAUCGGCACAAUAUCGCGGGUACAUAAGUUGUGGAGGAUACCAAGACCUAUGCCGCGUGAACAAAAGGAUCGCGCUCCGUGGGAAGAGAAUUCAGCAAACGAGCAGAAGAAGCCGGACAUUGUCGAAGACGAAGAUGUGCUUGCCACGAUCCGCAAAGCUGGCGUGGAGAAGAUGAGGGAGUUGGCAUCUCAGAAGAAGAUCGUACCGCAGGUCGGAAUGAUGGUCAGCUUGGACCAUACAAUUUACUUUCAUAAUCCGAAGGCUCUUAAGGCAGACGAGUGGCUUUUCACAGAGAUGGAAUCGCCGUGGGCAGGUGACGGCAGAGGUCUUGUCAUGCAGAGGAUAUGGACAAGAGACGGCACAUUAGUUGCCAGCUGUGUGCAAGAGGGUGUGGUGCGGCUCAAGCCGGACAGCGAGGCGGGAAGCAAGCUGUAAUUGUUUGUUGCCCGCUAUCUGUAAAACUAUCCAUUUCUAUUGUCCACUUCCCAAGAGAGUAUAGAGAGUCGAGAGCAUUGGAUACGCAAAGAUAGAAUCCUGUUGUUAGAAAGUAUGCUAUUUAAUUUCCGUUGGAGAAUAGAUAGGCUUCGACACAUUGAAGUAGUGUGCAAACACGGUCC